Molecule: messenger RNA, 3114 nt
Organism: Setaria italica (foxtail millet)
Lineage: Eukaryota; Viridiplantae; Streptophyta; Magnoliopsida; Poales; Poaceae
Exons: 3
Coding region: 80-1201 (373 amino acids)
Molecular function (GO): protein binding
Source: RefSeq, a predicted model, not a curated record
CUGCUCCCCCAUCCUCUUCCCCCAUGUUGUUGCCCCAUCUUCACUUUCCAUUCCCCUUCCAUCCCUAGCUCGCUCGAAGAUGCGGACCGCGGAGCAGCUCGCCGAGCCCCCCCCGCCGAGCCCGACACAACCGCCGCGCACUCGCCCCGCUUGCCGUGGUCGUCUCGUCCUCUCGUCUCCAGCAGUCUCCGCCUACCAAUCCCCCACAGAACGUGUGCUAUCAGAGUCUGAAUCUGCUACGGGAAGGAAGGGUGCGCAAAAGGCAACGAUGAAACGUCUCCGCAUCGCGACGGCCGGCGGCUCCGGCUGGUCCACCCUCCCAGGCGAUCUCCUCGAGCAGAUCUCCAGCCGCCUGUCCACCGACGCCGACCGCCUCCACGUCCGCCAAGUCUGCGCCCACUGGCGAGCCUGCACCUCGCCCCUGGCCGCGCUCCGCCCCUGGAUCGUGGCCCGCGCGGGCCCGUUGCCCACGUCCGGUCACCCGGCUUACUCCGCCUGGCUCCCCCGCCGCCUCCGCCAGCAGCGGAUGGUGGGGGUGCGCGCCGCGCCGGCCGGGCUCCCCCACUGCCGCGGUGCGUCUCGUGGCUGGCUCGCGCUGGUCGACGACAUCCGGUCGCCCACGCGGCUCGUUCUGUGGGAUCCCGUCUCCGGCUCCGAGGUCCCGCUCCCGUGCCUGAGCCGAGUCACCCAAGUAUUCCUCUCCGGCGACCCGCUCGGCUCGCCGGAUUGGAUAGCGGUCGCGAGUCAACGCGUCAGCACAUUGGGCACCAAGUUGUUCUUCUGGCGGCCUGGGGACGCCGCCUGGAGCUCCCUGUUCGAGCAACCCACCGCCGGGGUCCCCAGCGUCGUGUUCCACGGCGGGAGAAUGUUCUACAUGGACUUGAGGCAACUCAUCGCCGCUUACGACCUCAACCUCGGCGCCCCGAACCGCCGUCCCGCGAGUGCCGGGAUGAGUUACUUCGGUCCCAAGGUGGACAAGCUCUGCAGGUGCGAGCGCUUGGUCCACCUCGUUCGUGAGGUGCUCAUGGUGAGCUGCGACGGUGAGCUGCUGCUCGUGGUUCUGCGCGGUGCGACCGGCUCCCGGGGGGGUCGCCAACCUCCUUCCUCUCCUUCGCAGUCUCGUCGGCGUGCUCGUCCUUUGCUGAGGUCUACAAGCUGGAUUGGACUCCGAAGGGGACGCCGAAGAUCGGUGAGCGGGUGACGGACCUCGGCGAGUACUCGCUCUUCUUGGGACUCAGCGAAAGCUUUGCCCUUUCUGCCAAGGAGUUCCCCGCUGUCAGGAGAAACCACAUCUACUGUGUUGCGCGCCAUUGGAUUUACUAUAUUUACUAUCAGAAUCCUUAUCAUAAGCUGUCAGAUUGGGCGUUCGUGUUCGAUCUGGGAUCAGACACUUUGAAAGGAAUUCCGUACCCUGAAGAGCUCAGGGACGACGGGGCCAAGUGGUGGCCGUAUUACUGGUUAUGCCUCAGAAGCCCGCUAACGAAGAAGCAGCAGAACUGAGCACUGCAGCUUCUAUUUGGAAAUACAAUGCUAUACUGUUAGGUAAAUUUAUUAAGGUAAGGAAUUUCCUUUUGAAAUUCCGAGUCACUGUUUAGAACAGAGUUCCUUAUGACCCAUUCCCAUUGUCUAGUGCCCUCUCAUAAUGUAUGUAUGAAUAUUUGCUUUGCUCCUGGAAUAACCCUCUUCUAGUGUAUUGUUUCUAAUUUCAUAACUCUUUUGCUUGUUUUCAUAUCUGAACCACGUCUAUAUACAAUCUGCAGAAAAACACUACUAGUACUAGUUGGCGUGCUAAAAAAACUUCUAAUUUAUUUUGUAAACAAGACAUCUAUCCCCUUGUUUGUGUUUAUUUUACUUCCAGAUCCUUAUCUAGGGAUAGGUCUGCUUUUCAAUUUGAACAUUUGACCACCUUUCUCCUUAAUUCCUUGCUCGAGAUCCAAAUCUGGUCUCUGACAAAAGUGUGUCUGCAUUAUCAUGGAGUUACCAGAAGGCAGGACACUUGGGUUUGUGUUGUUUCAUAUCUGAUUAACCUUUUGCACUGACGAUAUAAUACCUGUAAUGAAAGAAGUUAUUAUAGAAGUUCAAGGUGCUGAGAAAUGAUAUUCAGCAUAUCCAAAGACAGUUUAAAGAUGGAGUAAAACAAGUAUGUAUCGUAAUGAUACACCAAUGAGAAAACUGAGCACUGCAUCUUCUAUUUGGAAAUACAAUGCUAUACUGUUAGGUACCGUUUGGAUGUAGAUAUUCAACUUUGGAAUUAGGAAUUGGUAUUACACCUUAUGCAAAUCUGUAUCACUAUGACUUACCAGAGGCACUGGAGGUCCAAUACGGAGGGCUUUUAAACAGAAAAGUGGUGUAAGUGUUUUCAACUUUUUAUUCAUUAAAUGAAUAAGAAGGGAAAAAAUGUUGCUAUACUUCACAAGGAAAGCAUUUGCGGACUAUGCUGAUUUCUGCUUCAAGACAUUUUGUGACAGAGUCAAGAACUGGAUGACAUUUAACGAGCCAAGGGUCGUCGCUGCCCUAGGAUAUGAUAUGAUGAUGGUAGAUUCGCACCUGGAAUGUGCGCAAAGUGCAAGGAGGGAAACUCCGCUACCGAGCCUUACAUUGUUGCUCAUCACCUGAUUCUUUCACAUGCUGCUGCUGUACAGAGAUACCGGCACAAGUACCAGAUAAGUACCAGAUAAAGAGUUCUAAGCAGUCUGACCUAGUACCUAACUAAGUUAUACAGGUUAAACAAAAUAAUACGUAUGUCAAUAUAAAGGAAUUGUAAAAGUCAACAGCACAAGGUUUCUAAACUGUUCAUGGUGAUCUGUACUCUUUUUUAUGGUUGAUUUGAUGAUUACUGAGUGGUAAAUAUUAUAGAGACAUAAAAGAGUAGUAUUCAGAACUGUUUCUAGAUUUUCUGUUCACACAAAGUUGCCUUUCAGCCUACACAAAAGGGAGGGAUUGGAAUUCUCCUGGAUUUUGUCUUGUAUGAGUCUCUUACAAAUUCGACAGCUGACCAAGCUGCGGCUCAAAGAUCAAGAGAUUUCCAUGUAGGAUGGUAAUUUUACUUCAACUUUGUUUAUGUUAGCGAAAUUUCUGCACUGACUGGAUUUGAUUUAGAUUAUGUUAUUGUUA